Molecule: messenger RNA, 2561 nt
Organism: Ananas comosus (pineapple)
Lineage: Eukaryota; Viridiplantae; Streptophyta; Magnoliopsida; Poales; Bromeliaceae
Product: subtilisin-like protease SBT5.3
Biological process (GO): proteolysis
Molecular function (GO): serine-type endopeptidase activity
Source: RefSeq, a predicted model, not a curated record
CAUACACAUCUCUCUACAUCUCUCUCUCUCUACAUCUCUCUACACAAGGCCAAAGUAGAGAGAGAAACAAGAGAGAGAGAGAGAGAGAGAGAUGAGGAGAUCAUCAACCACACUUCUCUUUGCCUUUUUCCUCUCCCUUCUUCUUCUACAGAGGCCCAUUUAUGCAUCUAAAAAGUCCUAUGUGGUGUACCUUGGAGACCACAUCCAUGGUGCAAGGGAGUCUCCUUCAGAAGUAGAAGGAGAAGAAGAAGAAUCAUACAACAAAAGAGUAACAGAGUCUCACUAUGAUCUCCUCUCCUCUGUUUUAGGAGACAACAAGGAGGCCCAAGAUGCCAUAUUCUACUCCUACACAAAUUACAUCAACGGAUUCGCGGCGAUGCUCGAAGAGGAUACGGCGAACGCAAUCGCAAAGUACCCUGGGGUGGUAUCAGUGUUUCCAAAUAGAGGGCACAAGCUACACACAACAAGAUCAUGGAAAUUCAUGGGGUUGGAGAGAGAUGGUGCAGGUGCAGUUGCAGGAAACUGAUUGGGGCGCGGUACUUCAACAAAGGCUACGCCGCAUUCGUUGGUGGGUUGAACUCGACCUUCGACACGCCGCGCGACACCGACGGCCACGGCACGCACACGCUCUCCACCGCCGGGGGGUCCUUCGUCCCCGGUGCCAAUGUCUUUGGGUAUGGCAACGGCACCGCUAAGGGCGGCUCACCCCGCGCCCGCGUCGUUGCCUACAAGGUUUGCUGGCCGCCGGUCAACGGUAGCGAGUGCUUUGACGCUGACAUCCUUGCGGCCUUCGACGCUGCCAUCCACGACGGUGUGGGCGUCAUCUCCGUCUCCCUGGGCGGCAACCCCGACAGCUUCUUUGACGACGGGCUGGCAAUCGGGUCGUUCCACGCCGUUCGGAAAGGCAUCACCGUCUCAUGCUCGGCCGGCAACUCCGGCCCAAUGCCCGGGUCGGUGUCGAACACCGCGCCGUGGAUAUUCACGGUCGGCGCAAGCACGAUGGAUAGGGAGUUCCCCGCGUACGCUAUAUUCGGUGAUAAAAAACUUAAGGGGCAGAGCCUUUCACCCACUAGAUUGGCUAAGAAUAAACUGUACCCAAUGGUUAGCUCCAAGGAUGCCAAGGCCGCGAACCAAUCGGAGAACGACGCGGAGUUGUGCUUCUUGGGGUCUCUGGACCCAAAAAAGGUGAAAGAUAAGAUAGUCGUGUGCCUGCGAGGGAUAAACGCGAGGGUGGAGAAAGGGGAGGCAGUGCUCGAGGCCGGCGGGGCAGGGAUGGUUCUUGCCAACGAUGUCACGACCGGGAACGAGAUCAUCGCCGACGCACAUGUCCUCCCCGCGACCCACAUCACCUACUCCGACGGCAAAGUCCUCUUCUCCUACCUCCAGUCGACUCAGUCACCUCAUGGAUACAUCACCAAAGCAAUAACAGAGCUCAACACAAAACCAGCCCCAUUCAUGGCUGCAUUUUCCUCACAAGGGCCAAACACAGUUAACCCUGAGAUCCUCAAGCCCGAUAUCACCGCACCCGGCGUUAGCGUGAUCGCCGCGUAUACGAGAGCGUCGUCCCCGACCGGGCUCGCGUUCGACCACCGCCGCGUCUCGUUCAACUCGGACUCGGGCACCUCCAUGUCGUGCCCUCACAUUUCCGGCGUCGUCGGGCUUCUCAAGACCCUGUACCCUCGUUGGAGCCCUGCGGCAAUCAAAUCGGCUAUCAUGACCAGCGCGAGAACACGAGACAACAAGGAAGAACCGAUGCUGAACUCGUCAUUUGUUCGGGCCACACCGUUUAGUUACGGUUCAGGCCAUGUUCGACCGAAUCGGGCCAUGGACCCGGGUCUCGUUUACGACCUAACCACGUCCGAUUACUUGAACUUCUUGUGCGCCCUAGGCUACAAGGCGGAUCAACUGGCCUUGUUCACAACCGGCACCGCACCGUACAAAUGUCCGGCCAAACCGAUCCGACUUGAGGACUUCAACUACCCUUCGAUCACUGUCCCGAACCUGUCGGGCUCGAUCACGGUUAGCCGUACCGUGAAAAACGUCGGACCCCCGGGCACGUACACAGUUCGGGUCAGACCACCUAAAGCGAUUCAAAUAGCAGUCCGUCCGAAGAGCCUGAAAUUUGAUUCUGUGGGCGAGGAGAAAAAGUUUCAGGUCACUCUGAAGGUCGAAAAUCGUGCCGCGGCCUCAGAUUAUGUUUUCGGGGUAUUGGUGUGGUCGGACGGAAAACGCUACGUGCGGAGUCCUCUAGUGGUGAAAGUAGCAAGGCGGAAACCCUAAUUAGGCGUCAUUUUUCUUUUUUAAGUUUUAUUAUUGCCAUGAAUUUAUUUUUUGGGGGUUUUUACGGGACAAUUGUAGAAAUAAGUGGUUUAUUAGGGUUUAGGAUUUGAUUCUUUAGGGGGGUUUCAAUAAUGGGAGUGUUGAAAAAGUAGUUGUUUGGAAACUUUAGGCUUUGUUUUCAUCCUUUCUCAAUUCUUAUUUUUCUAAGUUGUAAAAAAUGAUUCAGUUCAUUUUUUUCAAUUUGAAUAAUAUGUUUUUAGGAUAACCUUCAAUUUUUAGUA